Messenger RNA from Nanorana parkeri, 1243 nucleotides. RefSeq names its product carbonic anhydrase 15-like. The record is from RefSeq and is a predicted model, not a curated record. Gene Ontology annotation, cellular component: plasma membrane. Lineage: Eukaryota; Metazoa; Chordata; Amphibia; Anura; Dicroglossidae. The transcript is spliced from 8 exons. Gene Ontology annotation, molecular function: zinc ion binding; carbonate dehydratase activity. Bases 90 to 1037 code for a protein of 315 amino acids.
GAGGCAUUAUGAGCAGAAUGGAUCUGUGGUUAGUCAACCUGGGUGCGUGACAGGUUCAGCUCAGCUCCUAAGACAUUCUUGAGGACAACAUGAAGAUGCUGCAGUUCGUUCUAACAUUUAUCACUUUAAUUGUGCAGGUGUCUGGAGGAGGUCAGUGGUGCUACUCUUCUCAGAACCCAGCUUGUGGGCCUGACCAUUGGAAGGACAUUAAUCACAACUGUGGAGGGGAUCAUCAAUCACCUAUUAACAUUGAAAAGGCCAAAGCAAAGAAAGAUAGCCACUUAGGUGACAUCACCUUCAAGGGUUAUGAUCAUGCCCCACCUGCUGAAUGGAAGCUUAUGAAUGAGGGACACUCAGUUAUGCUGAGCCUGUCUGGAGACAUAAGUAUCAGCGGUGCAAACUUACCCAACACAUACCGAGCCUUACAGUUCCAUUUCCAUUGGGGAAGUCCUACCAAAGAUGGAUCAGAACAUACAGUAGAUGGCAAGCAGUUUCCACUUGAGCUGCAUAUCGUUCAUAUGAAUGACAAAUACAGCAGUGUCACUGAAGCAAAGAAAGACCCUCAAGGAUUGGCUGUGCUAGGCAUACUGAUAACGGUGGGAGAAACAGAUAAUCCAAGUUAUAGUUCACUAGUGUCUGCUAUGAAGAAUAUAUCAUUAGAAGGGGACUAUGUACUGCUGACACCAACAUUUCCCUUGGAAAGUCUCCUCCCAGCUCAUGAGAAGUUGUCAAGCUACUACAGAUAUCAGGGUUCCCUCACAACUCCUGAUUGCUCACAGGCUGUCAUUUGGACAGUGUUUGAACAGCCAGUGACCAUCAGUAAGACACAGCAUCAAAUACUGACGGACACAGCUCAUUUCUCUGCUCAGGGAGAGACUCUUGUGAAGAUGAAGGACAAUUUCCGACCACCUCAGCCACUUAAGGGACGUCAAGUAUGGGCUUCCAGAGAUGCCACUGUGAGCUGCUCAUCUGGCCUGUGUGCUCCAGUAUUAACCCUGUGUAUGAUUAGCCUAACAGCCAGGAUAUUGCUGAAUUAGAAUAAUAUGGUAUCAUGUGCAGCGGUUUAUUUACUUAAGAAUUUCAUAAAGAUGAUUUGUGAGCGGAAUGAACUUGGAAAUACGUACAAGCACGGACUGAAUCACAUAAUAGAACAAGCUGGUGUGAUCACAGACAUUUCUUCCUGGAAACCCAACUAUUUAUGUCUCUGAAAUUACUGUAAAGGUUUCAGAACUGAUGGAGAAAC